Molecule: messenger RNA, 1075 nt
Organism: Choloepus didactylus (southern two-toed sloth)
Lineage: Eukaryota; Metazoa; Chordata; Mammalia; Pilosa; Megalonychidae
Gene: CCDC192
Product: coiled-coil domain containing 192
Exons: 7
Coding region: 215-1036 (273 amino acids)
Source: RefSeq, a predicted model, not a curated record
GCUUUGAAAGGGUUUUCCAGAAAUGAUGAAGAUGUCAUGAUUCUUUAUCGGCUCUCUUGUCUGGAUCUGAUUUGUGAGAUAUUUUGUGGAGUUGUUGUGACUUUGUAUCCUGAGAUUUUCCUCUUUGGGAAGUUAAUGGUCCUUUCCACGGCCAUUGUGGUUGCUUAGCAACAGGGGACAGCAGGGCAGUAGCUGAGAUUCUAAACUCUAAGGAAUGAGGAUAGUUGUGGUCUGUCCCAUGGACAGGGGACCCCAGUGGGCCCUGCUUGAGAUGGGAAUAUGUUGUUGCAAGGUAUCUGUGGCCCCAAUGUCUGAAACCCCAGAGAAGAGCAGCAUUACGUCUGGAAGUCCAGGGUCAGAUAUACAACAAGGAAACAAAAUAUCGAAGGAAUCCCUGGAAACUGGACAUAUGGCGUUUACUUUGGCACAACUCGAAGCCUUGAAAAUUUGCCUGAAGGAAGCAGAAGAAAAGGCUAAAUCCUUAUCCGAGCAGCUUGCAGCUUCUGAAGGAUCAAAAUCAAAACUGCUUGAGCAAGUUUCCUGGCUGGAGGAAAAAUUAGAGGCUGUGGACCAUAAGGAAACCAGUGGGAAACCAUAUGAAGAAAUUGUUCUUGCCAAAGACCAGUGCAUUGAGAAAUUACAAGCUGAAGUGAAAGCUUCCCAGGAGCAACUUAUAGCCAAUGAACUAAAGCACAAAAAGAAAAUGAAAAAGCUACAAACUGAUUUGGCCACAGCUAUACAGGAGGCUGCCAUCAGAGUCCUGGAACUCAAUGAGAAGAUAAAGACUCUAUGUGAAGGAAAGCCAGCCCCUAGAGAAGACAACUUCCUGGAAGAGUCCUGUGGUGGUCUCCCGCCUGUGGAAGAAGGUGAUAGAAAAAUUAGCCUGAUUAUGGAGUUGUCAAUCCAGAUUUCCCUUCAGACUGAGAAGAUCACUCAGCUGGAAGAAGUUUUAGAGGAAAAAGAACGGAAGAUUCAGCAGCUGGAAGCUGAGCGGGAGAACCCCUCUUUCCAAGAGGUCCCUCCAGAGUGUUUAUAAGAAGCCCAAACUUUAUUUAAUAAUAGCAUCACUUCUGUA